AUGCGCGAGGACUGCCGCCUCCGCCCCGCAGCUUCUUCGUCUUCCUCGCGCAGCGCCUGCAACACCACCGGCCGCCGCCAUCAUCGCCACGCCCCGCUGAAGCUCACCACCGCCUCGCGAGCCAUGGCUUCCUCCUCCUCGCCCAUGCUGAGGACGUCGUCCCCACACCGCGUCCCCCAAGCCUUCUACUUGGCCUCGCACCUGCUGGCCCAUCCGGCCGCCGGACCUCGCCGGCAAGCUAUAACCUCGCCUGCUCUCCACGAGCGUCCGAGGCUUCUCGCCCUGCCGUCCGCACAGCCGCAGCGUGACUCGCGCCAUCACCAAGCUCGCAGACGCCCUCUCCCUCACUCUGUUUCGCUUUUCUCUCGCGCGGCUGUACAAACGAAAUACAGAGAGUUUGCUUCCUCCGCUACUCGGCCAGGCACCCGUGGCCCGCUCGCUCCGACCGGCUCCGGGUCGCCGCCCGUGUGCUGCCUCCCAGCCGCCUCGCUGCCCUGCCUGCCGGUUGCGCGCCAUGGCCGGCUCCUCCUCGUCACCACCACGCCGGCUGGAAGACCCCGCGCGGCCGUGCGGGCUCGCCGCCUCCGCCCGGUUGCGCCUCGCGCGCCCGGCUCGGUGCGCUCGCGACCCGCCCCCAUCCGGCUCCUCCUCUGGCCGGCUUCGCCCGCCCGCCUACUGGCGCGUCAGCGCCCUCAUCACCUCCCGCGCCGACCCCCCGCGUCGCCGUGCCGCCUGCCUGCAUCCCGGACUCCUCCGUCCGCGUGCUGGCCUACAUCGCCCCGCACACCCGAACGCCGACUCCUGCGCCGCGCCGGCUCCACGCGUGCCCGCGUUGCCGGCCUGCCGCCUUCCACGGGCUCCUCCUCCACGGUGCCGUCCGUGCCGACUGCCCCGCCCAUGCGCGCCAGCCUCCACGACCAGCCUCCCGCGCGGCCCAGUCCGGCUCUGCCCGGCCGGCUUCACCCGAGUCACAGCUCCCGUACCGACUCCUCCGCACCGGCUCGUCCGGCUCCGUCCGGCUGCUCCGCCUCAACCGCCCGCAUGCCGGCUGGCCGAGGCCGGCUCCAGCUCCGCGCGCCUGCAUCCGGCCCCAGGGCCGGCCAUCCCGUGCUGGCCUCCACUCCCUCGCGCCGCCUCGUGCCGGCCUCCGCCCCGCCGACCUCCGGGUCGGUUCCGUCCAUGCCUCAGCACCUGCCCCGCCUCGCGGCCUCCUCCGCCUGCGCGCCCCGUGGUCGGCUGCGCCCCGCGUCGGCUCGCGCUUGCGUGGGCCGCUUCCCGCCUUGGCCGUGGGCGGUGGCCUUCGCUGGCCGGCUGCCCAGAGGGCAGAGAGGGGGGGGGCGGCUAGAGCCUAGAAGAGGCCGGCUGAUUAUCCCUUGUCGACUGGUAAAAGAGAGAAAAGUCAACAGCUGCUUCAUGCGGAGAUACAGAAAAAAUGUGUGUGUGCAUCCGGCUUCCCAGAGCCGGGUGAAGAAAAGGCCGGGUGCCCAUGGCCGACUGGCAGAGAAAAGUCACGCCGGGUGCCCAGCCGGCUUACUGAAAAAAAGGAGGAUCCGACUUUGCAGACUGCAGUCAAGCCGACUACUCCGGUCAACAGCCCACGUUGCCGCUGGGCUGACUGGUUCGUCUGCCCGCUUCACUGCCUGGCCGACCGAGGAGUCGAUCCAUCUGAGCACAGCCGACUGAUGAGGAAAAAAGAAGAAGACAAAGUAGUUGCCGGGAGAUCCGGCCCGACUGCUCAGCAUUCGGCCCGAAUCUCGGGGGCUACACCCAGCGGGUGCGCUGACGCGCCCCCGCGAAGAAGAAGACAAAGUAGUUGCCGAGAGAUCCGGCCCGACUGCUCCGCAGUCGGCCCGAAUCUCGGGGGCUACACCCAGCAGGUGCGCUGACGCGCCCCCGCGAAGAUUGCAGACAAGAGAAGAGUUUUGUCCGGCUCCGAGCAGCCGGCGGAAGAGAAGAAGAAGAAGAUAGGCGCUGCAAGAUGCAUCGCCGACUGGCCGGUCGAGCCUGACUGGCCAGGACCCCUUCGAGCACCCGGAGGCUCAACCUCUGUCUCAACUACACGAAAAUCAGUGUGAGCUCCUCACCCGCAUAUUUUUUGCACCACAAGAGCAUGGAUAACCCCGAGUGAUGCUCGGGGGCUAUCUUCACAUUUUAAUUACAGUUGCAUCACUGUUUGCCCCAGCGCCAGCCAGAGUUGGCCCGAGGGUUGGCCGCUUGGCCUGAGAUGUUUGUCCCCGCAGACGGCUUAGUAGCGUGCACGGUACCAAAGGCUCACUCUUAGUCACAAACCGCAUAGCGGCUGUCCGGCUAGCAAGAGUGAGCGCUGGAGGCCACCCACGCGAAAAACGUCCGGGAAGAAAAAUGGUUCGGGCGACCCGGCCGUUUUCCUUUACAAGUAUCUACUCGGUUGAAUCUGCUCCCAGACUCUGAGUACUGUACACUCCACUUCGCGGCCCACUCUCAGCCACAGAACGCAGAGCGGCUGUCCGUCGAGCGAGAGCACAAGCCAAAAAGCGGAGAGAACAUGAAAAAGAUUGAAGGGGGCUC
Molecule: messenger RNA, 2547 nt
Organism: Triticum aestivum (bread wheat)
Lineage: Eukaryota; Viridiplantae; Streptophyta; Magnoliopsida; Poales; Poaceae
Product: nascent polypeptide-associated complex subunit alpha, muscle-specific form
Source: RefSeq, a predicted model, not a curated record